Messenger RNA from Pseudophryne corroboree (corroboree frog), 3637 nucleotides. RefSeq names its product G protein-coupled bile acid receptor 1 (gene GPBAR1). Lineage: Eukaryota; Metazoa; Chordata; Amphibia; Anura; Myobatrachidae. Bases 209 to 1207 code for a protein of 332 amino acids. The transcript has 2 exons. Gene Ontology annotation, cellular component: plasma membrane. Gene Ontology annotation, molecular function: G protein-coupled bile acid receptor activity. The record is from RefSeq and is a predicted model, not a curated record. Gene Ontology annotation, biological process: G protein-coupled receptor signaling pathway.
GUGAUCUCUGCUGGCCUCAGUCACACAGAAGUGGAAAUCCCUGAGGACCUGAGCUGCCAGUAGCUACCUGGAUCCAUCACCCAUCCCACCUUACACAGUGGGAAUACUCAUUACCGUGGUGAAGAAUUUCAUCUCUGCUGCGAUCCAGGGUGAGAAUGCUUCCAGGAGCUCAAUUAAGGACAUGACCGAGUCAUAGACUCAUUGAGGGAUGGAGUUAAAUGAGCAUGGGAAUUCAUCAGGGCUUGACCAAGAGAAACUCAUCAUCUUGCUGUCCAGCCCUCUCUCAGCCUUCAUCAUCUUCUCCAACCUCUUCAUCAUCAUUGGAAUUGUAUUCAACAAGAAGCUGCACAACACUGCCAACUACUUCUUCCUCAGCUUGCUAUUUGCAGACUUCUUUACAGGGGUGCUCCUACCCUGUAUUCCCCGAAUGAGAUUCAACAAAAAUCUGGGGUAUUAUGGGUGUUUUCUUGCUUUCAUAUCUCCUAAUUUCUUUUUCCUUUCUUUCCUGGCUAACUUGUUAAUGGUACACUAUGAGAAGUACUUGUGCAUUAUUUAUCCUUUGCACUACCGGAAUAUUUGGGUCCACCGUUGUGUACCAUUCUCCUUGUUCAUGGCGUGGACACUACCACUGGCAUUUGCCUGCCUGCCCAUGCUGGGAUGGAACAAUUGGAAUGCUAGCUACACCUGCUCUUAUAAGCAAGUCUUAACAAAUGAGUACAUUUACCUGGAGACCUAUGGCAUUGUCAUCCCAUCCAUCCUGGCAAUGAGUUUCAUUACAGUCAAACUACUCUCAGUGGCCAGAAAACAACUGAAUCAAAUAAAGAAGCUCCACCGUUCAGUGCAGCGGGAAGCAGCCACAGAGCUAGAGCACCAAAUGGACUUAAGAUUUGCCAAAUGCAUCGCCAUCUUCUCUUUGACAUUUCUCAUCUGCUGGGUUCCUUACAUAGCACUUCUUCAGGUCUCAGUGUUAGCCAUGGAGAAAUAUGAAAUCAGUUUGUGGAUUGUCCUUACGCUUACAUGUGUGGGAAGUGGAAGUGCUGCUAUCAUCCCAGUUAUCUUGGGACUAAGCCACCGGCAGUACACUGAACUAUGGAGGAACCUAUGGAAAAAAUAUUGCCAGUCAUGCUGUAAACAGAGGGCAAAUUCAUCCAUUCAUCAUAAAGUGACUAGCAAAGAGGAGACACUAGAAUCAACUAACUGCGGUUAAAUAAUGAACUAACUUUUUAAAGACAUAAGCAACACACUCUCCCCUCAUAUCUCUGGCACAAGCAAUAUAAAUGGUUAUAAUGAAGGUCAUAAUCAGUAGUAAUUUCUAUACCUCUAGGAUAAACUCAGAAAGCAAAUGUGUGAUUGGUUUCUGCAUGCUACUAACCGUGAUAUUAAUAUGCCAUACAGAGAAGACGCUAGGUGCCAUUUACAAUGAGCAGUACACAGCAGAAUUUUGUGUGUUGAUGGGUGAUGUUAUUGGGUGGCACAGGCAGGGCCGGCGACAGGGGGGGGGUCAUAGGGGACACCUGUACAGGGCCUCAAGAAUCAGAGGGGCCCAAAGGAUAUGCCACUUAGUGUUUGGCAGGGAUGUGAGCCGUCUUUUCCAAAUAGGGCAGCGAGCUGUAGGUGGUGUGGGUGGAGCCUUAGAGUGACAGGAGCCUCUCACACACAGUGACUGUGCGGUAAUGGUGAGCGACUGCUGUUCCGGGUCCAGCUCUAUUGCAGGCAGUUACAGGACAUGGCAGCCACUCAGCUGGCUGGGAUUCCUGUGCCGGCAUCUUCUGGUGGGGUGUGAGGGCCACAUGGUACCUGCUGCGCGGUGUUUGGGUCUGUAUACUGGGGAGUGCAGCGCAGGUGGGUCUCUCCCGAGGUAAAAGUGGCUUGGUGAGGGGAUACAAGGCAGGGAUGGGGUGGGAGAACUUGGAAUGCAGCAUGAAGUCAUUGGAGAGAGACAGACUGUAGUGUGUGUGGGAAGGAGAGAGGGAGACAGACACUGUGGUGUGUGGGGCGGAGGAAGAAGAGAUAUACACAUUAUAUAUGUGUAUAGAUAAAUGAAUCUAUUUAUUAACAGUUUGCUAUAUAGUGCAUCAAACUCUGCUGCGCUUUAAUAUAUAUUUUUUAUAUAUAUAUAAUCUAAGGGGGCCCCAAAUAUCUCUCUGUACCGGGCCCCGAGAUUUCUGUUGCCAGCCCUGGGCACAGGGCACAGAUAAAUAGGUUAAAAACAUAAUUGUGGAUUUACACAUCUGAUAUAUAAAUGGGCAAAUAUCAAGUUGGCUGGGCAAGGUGGUGGGGAAUGGAUUAUUGAUCUUAUUCAGAGAAAGAUCAUUGGAAGUAAAAUCCAAUUCACAUAUUAUUGCUAAGAACCUAACACAGCAAGAGACAUGCUACAUAACCCUUUAGUCCCCAACUGUCCAAGGGACUGAUUGUGAGUCAGACACCUCUGUGACUGAUUGUGAGUCAGACACCUCUGUGACUGAUUGUGAGUCAGACACCUCUGUGACUGUAUAAGUAUCUUUUGCUGUAGUCGCACCUGUGACUUGACUCUAAUUUAUUAUCAGCCCUUCCUCUGAUGUACUGUACAGCUGUGCAUAUGAAAUGUGGAAGCGAUGGGACUCCCACUUUGAAUGGCUGCAGUUGCAAUCAUCUGGACUUACACCAGCCAUACACUAGGUGCAGAAUAUCUUUUAGAGGGUGGGAGUUGUACUGUACGAAGCCUUGGAGAGUAAUAAAGUGAAGAGAAAUAAAGUACCAACCAAUCGGCUCCUAAGACCCACCCAUACUAUAAUCUUAUCAAAAUAAUGUUAUCCCAAUUUUCCUUCUGCCACUGGUUACAGCACCUGCAAUUGUUUUUUCCCCCCUGUUGUUUCUUUUUUUUCUCUUCCACCCCACUGUGUGCUUUUCGUGUAGUGUUUACCGCCACUGAUUACUCACCCUGCCAUUGCGUGCUACUGUACAUACAGGGUACAUCAUACAAGUACACAAGUGUCAGUUUUCCCAUAUAUGCACUGGGCCCUUGUAUGGCUCACCUCCCACGGUGUAAUCUUCGAAGUGAGUCCAACAUGGCCGCCUCAUCUGAUAUGCUCAUGGAUGGGAUGAAAAAUACACGGACCUGGCGGUUAUGUUGGAAACCUACUCUGAACUUUAAGACUCUGAACUCACCGCCAUUUUGUGUCAUCUCUUCUAGGGGUAGACUAUUCCACCCUGGGUAAUCCUACGCAGUGCGCCCAAGAUAACUGCUGCACCUGGUACCUUGUGAGGAUGGAAUACACAACCCUUGGAAGUUAUUAUCCAAAAUGCCUACACCAAUCAUGCAUUAUGCUUUCUGUGUGCUUAAGGUUUUCUUUUAUGUCUGCGUGGCUUAUCUAUUACUGUAUUACCUAAAUCUUCUGUAUUAUGUGUAUUGUUUUUGAUGUCUGUAAAGCGCCUUGAGUCCUGUUGAAGAAAGAGCGCUAUAUAAAUAAAAUUAUUAUUAUUAUUAUUAUUAUUAGUAUUAUUAUAACUGUCCCUUAUCAAACACAGCCUGUAACAUGGCAGUUAGGAGCUGAUUGGUGGUACUAUAACUUUCUCCAAGGCUUAGUACAUUUCCCCCAGAGUAUGGACUCCAAGUAAGCUAUUAAGCGCCUAUGCGGUCUAUUCAUGAAGCAGUGAA